AUGAAUCUCAAAGACCUUUAUGAUGAGGAUAUUAUUAACAAGUCAACAAGAUUUGUGAUUGAUCAUUUGAUCAAUGAUCCAGAUUACAAUUAUUUCAACAAUACUAUCCAAAAUGAAGAACAAGAAAGGGUUUGGGAGGACUUAAAUAAAAGUCCCAAAGUGAAUGAUGAUAAUUUUAACUUUGAUUUGACUCUUGAAAGAAGAAAAUUAAUAUUCUUAGUAUUCAGUUUUCAUAAUAUAUCUACUUCGAAUUAUUGUCGUUAUUUUGACAAGAAAUACAUUAGCAGUACAGGAUAUAAGAAUGAUAUCCUAGAAGUAAUUGAAAUGGGUAAAUUAAUUCUUAGUAAAUUCAAGACAAAUGAGAUACCAAUUACAAUAACUGUAACUAACCUUUUUGGUGUAUCGUGGUGCUUGAAACUACCCAUGCCUUUGAGAAUUUCAGAUGAAAUUAAAUAUGACGAUAAACAAAAGGACCCAGCAGUUACUUCCAAGAAAGAAAAUUUAUUUUUAACAAAUCAAUUUAGUUAUAUUGAUCUCUUUGAAUCUCAUUUUCAAGUUGAACCUCAAAUUAAAGUAGUAAAUGAUAGUGAAAUCCCUGAAGCCUACUUGAAUGAUAUCUCUGCAAACUUCAGAAUAAAUAAAACUUUAUUAGAACAUAUUGAACCUAUCAAUUUUCAGGAACCAAAAUGUGAUGAUGUUGUGAAUGUAACAGAAGCAUCAUCUUAUAUUGACAAAUUCAUUCUAUAUCCAGCAUUUAAACUAUUAAAUGGAAUAUUUAGUGAACACAACAGGAAUAAGAUUAUCAGAAUUGAGAAACAACUUGGUUUAAAUCCACAAGUAAAAGCUGACUUCACCAUUGAAUACAAUAAGAACAACGCCAACUUUACAAUUCCCAUUGAAAUCGAAAUAGCAGGUAUAUCAAAAUCGUACGAAAUGAGAGAUAUGGAAAAUGAAAAUAAAUUCGAUGAAAUAUUUGAAGAAAUUGUUUAUCAAAUGAUUAGUAAUAAUUCAACCAUUGGAUUUGGGAUUGAUUUGGAAUAUUACAAUUAUUUCAACAAUACUAUCCAAAAUGAAGAACAAGAAAGGGUUUGGGAGGAAUUAAAUAAAAGUCCCAAAGUGAAUAACGAUACCUUUAACUUUGAUUUGACUCUUGAAAGACGAAAGUUAAUAUUCUUAGUAUUCAGCUUUCAUAAUAUUUCUACUAAGAAUCAUUAUCGUUACUUUGAUAAGAAAUAUAUAAGUAGUUUUAUAUUCUUGGAUGAUAUUGAGGAAGUAUUUAAAACAGGUUUUCUGAUUUGUGAUGAAGUCUUGCUUGAUAUAAAACAAGAAAGAAAUCAAAAUGGAAUCCCAAUUCGGAAAUCAAUCCUAAGGGCUACAUCUUACCUUUUUGGAGUUUCCUGGUCUUUGAAAUUACCCAUGUCUUUGAGAAUUCCUCUUGUGCCUGAUCCUAAUGAUAAAUCAUACCCUGCAUUCUAUUACAAUUCAACACUGUCAUCAGACAAUUUGGUUCCUGAAAUAUUGGAAGAUUAUUUCCAAGUUGCACCAAAAAAUAAUGUUGAAAUAUCUGAUACUUUCUUUGAAGAUUUAAUUGAUAACUUUAGAAUUGACAUCGAUUUAUUACAGCGUAUUGGACUUUUAGGCUUUCAAGAUUCACCGGGACCUGUUAGGAAUAAAGCAACGGUAUCAUCUUAUAUUAAAAUUUUUAUUUUCUCUCCUACUAAGAACAUAUUGAAUGGGAUUUUCAGAAUGUCUAAAAAUGACAAUAAAACUAUACUUCUUUCACAACAUGAUGGUUUGCAUCCAGAUGUACCAUCCGACUUUCUCUUUAUAGAUUCUAAAACUAAAUCAAAAAUAAUUCCUAUCCAAAUCAGAAUUAGAGGAGUUUCUGAUGCAUAUGAAUCUAGAAAUGAUCAUAAUCAAACCUUUUGUGAAAUUUUUAAUCAAGUUGCUUAUCUGAUGAUUACCAAUAAUUCUAAAUUAGGAUUUGUCAUGGAUAUGGAAUGUAUAUUAAUUGUUCAAUUUGAAGAUAUCAGACCUUUAACUAGAAGAAAAUGUUUCAAGGAUAAUAUGUUUCACAUAAACUGUCGUAUGAGAUGUAUAAAGUAUCUUGAAUCAAAUUAUAGCAUAGUCCUUCUUUUAACAUUAUUAACAAGUCAUUAUUUUACCAACAUACCUAGAAAUCAACUUUCACAUAUGAAAACUUUAUUGAAAACUUUGGAAAUGUCUAUUGAAGAUAAAUUGGCUGUUAAAGCUAAUUAUUUCCAUGAGAUUAGAUUUGAAAUUUAA
Molecule: messenger RNA, 2286 nt
Organism: Scheffersomyces coipomensis
Lineage: Eukaryota; Fungi; Ascomycota; Pichiomycetes; Serinales; Debaryomycetaceae
Exons: 2
Coding region: 1-2286 (761 amino acids)
Source: RefSeq, a predicted model, not a curated record